UAUUUUUAAACAUAAAAAAUGUAUAUUUAGGCGACAAAAUACACGAAACUAUUGCAUUACUAUUGCUCACUCUUCUAUCCUAAGUCAUGCUAAAUGCGCUGUUGAAGUUGUGUCAGUGGUUUCGCUUGCUAACGUUAGCUCGAUCUAAGAAAUCCCUUUCUCUGACCUUUUGUUCGCCUGAAAAACGCGUUUGUGGUCCUUUUCUCCCGAAUGCCCUGACAGAAGAUGCCAUGUUCGCUUGAUCUUUGCGUAGGACGUGUCUUUUGUCCAGAGUAACGUUACCUCAAAGUUUACAGCUGUUGCAGGCUGCACAUGUGUGACAUUCAGCCCCAGAUGUUAUAGCAGUCUGACACUGAAAUAUGUCCUCAUUAAGUGGAAAGUCUGAUAAGGAGAUCAGUCAGCUGCUGGAUGAAUAUGGCAUUAAACAUGGACCCAUAGUAGAAUCCACACGGAAGCUCUAUGAAAAGAAACUGAAUGAUGCCAUGACCAAAAAAGCUAAGCCUUCCUCGUCUGACAAGACAUACUACCGAGAAGAACAGGAGGAAGUGGAAUAUAUUAGCUAUCAUCAGCCCCCACAACUGAGCAUAUACGAUGGAUCUGGUGAUGUCACAAGGAGGUCAAAGGUCACCGGUGCCGAUUUUGCCCACGACAUACGGAGGUCAAAGCUGACUGAUUACAGAGAUGAAGACAUAGGCUAUAACAAUGCGCCCAUUAUCAGCCCAGCUCGCUCGUCCUAUCAGAGUUCUUCUCGGCCAGGCCCGUCAGUCUCCACAUCCAUGCAGCGUGGUCAGUCCAGUCCAGAGACCAGCAAAUCUGGAGGUGUGCCGGGCUGGCUUCGUGUCUUGCUGUUUCUUAUCAUUGCUGUGUUUCUUUAUUAUGUGUACACGUGUAUGGAGCCUGCAGAGGAGAUCCCCCUUAAAAGCAUUCAGUAGAGGAACAGUGAGAUGUUUUAAAUGUGUUCAUCAGCCCCAAACUAAACUGAUUCAGUACAAGAACAACCAAAAAUAUAGCCUGGAAUAAGAGCAAAUAAUAUUCUGGUUGAGUACAGAUUGUGAGGUUUAGUACCAGUUGUCGUACAACCAUAAACUUGUGCAUAAUGCGUAAAGUUUUAACCAAAUACUUGCUUUGUGCAUUUUUGUAAUCAAACAGAUACAGAUGUGGAAGACUAUCCAUAUUAAGAAAAUUCAGAAUUUUUUUUUAUCAUUGGGGCAUUUAAGUGUCUUUAAAACGGAUUUUCUCAUGAAUUGUAUGUAAAAUCCUUUUGCUGUGGCCGUGUAUUUAAGGGCUUGUGUUUAUGUGACAUUCUGUUGCGCACUAUUUGCUACACUGUUUAAAUUUUCAGUGUUAAACCCUUUUUUAAAUAAAUUCUAAGGUGCUGAAUUUAAAACUGAAAAGACUUGGGCAAUAAAGUACACAAGCUUGUGCUUGUUUGUGAAUAAUAGUUACAGCUAAAGGCCAUUGUUAGGCACAAUGCAACAACCCCUUCAGCCAAGAAUAGAUUCACAAUAUAAUAAGCUUUUAAGUGCCUUAUUACUAUUAUGGAAAAUGAUUAAGGGUAUAAAUUGUAUAAUUUUAUUAAACAAAUUUAAUUCAUUACUUUCCUCUUGCUGCUUGUCCCUGACAUGUAAACACUACCAAAAUGCCUUUUUUUAUUACAUAUA
Sinocyclocheilus rhinocerous is the source of this 1661-nucleotide messenger RNA. RefSeq names its product emerin-like. Bases 360 to 932 code for a protein of 190 amino acids. NCBI's taxonomy places the organism in Eukaryota, Metazoa, Chordata, Actinopteri, Cypriniformes, Cyprinidae. The record is from RefSeq and is a predicted model, not a curated record. The transcript is spliced from 8 exons.